Pogona vitticeps (central bearded dragon) is the source of this 1503-nucleotide messenger RNA. It is a transcript of the gene CCNB1, whose product is annotated as cyclin B1. Lineage: Eukaryota; Metazoa; Chordata; Lepidosauria; Squamata; Agamidae. Gene Ontology annotation, biological process: mitotic cell cycle phase transition. Gene Ontology annotation, molecular function: cyclin-dependent protein serine/threonine kinase regulator activity. The record is from RefSeq and is a predicted model, not a curated record.
CGGACGGGUGCGAGUUUUAAACCUGCGACGGUCGGCUGGGUGGCUAUCGGACUCGUGCGCACUAGCGGCCGGUUGUCUCUUGGGCUGGAACGGGAAGGAGAAGCCGGUCGGAGCAGAGGAACGGGGAGAGGUGUUUGAGAGGAGCUAGUGCUGUAGGAAUCGAGGCUAGGCCAUGGCUUUGCGAGUCACCCGGAAUGUAAAAGUGAAUACAGAGAACAAAACCAAACCAGCAAUGGCAGCUACCAAGCGGGGGGUUGGAGUCGCCAAACCAAGUUUAAGGCCUCGGACUGCCUUGGGUGACAUUGGCAAUAAGGCAUGUGACCUGAAGCCCAAGGACUUAGCGAAAAAGGAAAUAUUGAAACCUGCAGUUAUAGACAAAGUGACCACUCGGAAAGCCUCAAGACCUGUUGAAAAGACAACUGAGCCUGUGAAAGAAGAAAAACCAGUCCCAGAACCUGUUAAGUUAGAGUCUCCCUCCCCAAGCCCAAUGGAGACUUCUGGUAUUGCACCAGCAGAGGACGUAUUAUGCCAGGCAUUCUCAGAUGUUCUGCUUGAAGUGAAAGAUGUAGAUACGGAAGAUGGUUGUGAUCCUAACCUCUGCAGUGAAUAUGUGAAGGACAUCUACAAUUACCUGAAAGUUCUUGAGGGUCAGCAGUCAGUCCGACCAAACUACUUGGCAGGCCAGGAAAUCACUGGAAAUAUGCGGGCAAUUCUAAUUGACUGGCUUGUCCAAGUCCAGAUGAAGUUCAAACUAUUGCAAGAGACCAUGUACAUGACUGUUGCAAUUAUUGAUCGUUUUCUGCAGAACAACAAAGUCGCUAAGAGGAUGUUGCAGUUGGUUGGUGUAACAGCCAUGUUCAUUGCUAGCAAAUAUGAAGAAAUGUUUCCUCCAGAAAUUGGUGACUUCGCUUUUGUCACUGAUCACACCUACACCAACCUUCAGAUCAGACAAAUGGAAAUGAAGAUCCUAAGAUCACUCGAUUUCAACCUUGGCCGUCCUCUUCCACUGCACUUCCUAAGGAGGGCAUCAAAAAUUGCAGAGGCAGAUAUACAGCAACACACACUGGCAAAAUAUCUAAUGGAGCUCUCACUGGUGGAUUAUGAUAUGGUGCACUUCCCUCCUUCUCAGAUUGCUGCUGCAGCUUAUUGCCUAGCAACUAAAGUUCUUGAUGAGGGAGAGUGGACGCCAACCCUGCAACACUACAUGUACUACACGGAGAGUGCUCUUGUUCCUGUUAUGCAGCAUAUGGCCAAAAAUGUGGUAAUGGUUAACAGAGGCCUUACAAAGCACAUGACUGUGAAGAACAAAUACGCCAGCAGCAAGCAUGCUAAGAUCAGCAUUCUUCCAGCACUGAACUCUGCAAUCAUACAGGACCUGGCUAAACCCCUACUGAAAUAGAUCUAAUUUAACUGUUGGACAAAGUUGACACUAUGUGUCACUGGCCUGUGUGUAUAUAUAUGUAUUCAUUUAAAGUUUUUAAUAAACUUUCCUUUUUACUUUAA